CCCAUGACAUCGCUCCUGGGCUGACCCCAGUAUAGUACUUCAGCUCCUGUGACAUAGUUGUCCCGAGCCCUUCUCAUCAUCUUGAUGUAGCACAGUCCGGACGUCCCUGCUGGUUCAUCCUCAGGAAAUACACAGUUUUCGUCGACUCGAGACCCUCGAUAACCCUGUCCUCUUUCUAGCCAUUUGACCGGCUUCGUCGUAGGAAUGGAGUCCAAACUGGCAAAUCUUCACAUCGACCUACCUCAGACGUCCAAGCUGAUGUCGAAGAGCAAGAAAGGGGAGGUGGUGGACUCGUGGGAAGACGACGAUGAUCUCAGCUCGCCAGACGAUGGUGCUGUAACUCCACUCGACGGCACAGAGCCCUCGUUGAAAUCUGUAGCGGAAAGAGAUCCAGCCUUGAAACCCCCGCCUCCCACGCCCAUCUCUCCACCGCCUGGGGCCAGCGAACAAUACAUGAAUUGGCAACCCGCUCAGGUCCUAGGAGGAGGGCGUCCCAAGCCCUACAGCCCAGCCUCGCCCUCGACACCAACCGGCUCAGAUCGAGAAAGAGACCAGCGCAGGCCAGAGAAGACCACGGCGGCAGCCAGUCGGAUGAUCGCGGCCGGCCUGGGCAUGAAGGUUCCCAAGAAGACAGAGGAGCAAAGACAGUAUGACCGAGCAAUCAGAGAACAGGAGGCUCGACGGAAGACCAGAGAGAAGGAGGACAGAGAACGGGAAAGAGAGGCGGACGAGAAGCUGAAGGCGGCAGUGUGGGACGACUGAUCCCAAGACAACAUUUACUAUACGCGGCAUUGGAGGUCCUGGACAUUGUGUUACCGUUACCUAUCGUCUGUUUGCCCAUGCGCAAACUCUGUAGUGUGUUGAUCGUACGCUCAUCGUCGAAGAAAAUUCGCUGUCGCGUGGACCUUUGCUGCGCUGCGCGUGGAUACAAGUCGGAUGGAGGCCACGCAGAUCUGAUCUGCCUUUGUGGAAUUCCUAAGCCUAGGUCUGU
Molecule: messenger RNA, 991 nt
Organism: Exophiala oligosperma
Lineage: Eukaryota; Fungi; Ascomycota; Eurotiomycetes; Chaetothyriales; Herpotrichiellaceae
Exons: 1
Coding region: 205-762 (185 amino acids)
Source: RefSeq, a predicted model, not a curated record